AUGAUUUUUACAUCAUCUCCAACCACAUUAAUAGCCAAAGAAAAAUCAAUUUCGAACAUCCAAACUCUCAUCAAGUACUCAAUCAAUCAAAAGAAAUGUAGAAUUGAACAAAUGUGCCUAACAUUCAAUCCACAAGAAACCUUGUACAAACUUAAAAUUAACUUUGAUUCCAAGAAUCCCAACACUGAAUUGAUUGAACAAGGAUUUGAAAUUAUCAAAAGAAAGCAAGAAACACAUAUAGCAAAUUGUACACUCCCUGAAUCAACAAGUGAACUCGCAAUUACCAAAGCUAUUAAAACACUAUGCAAGAACACAACCAUCAAAUUCGAAAAAGAGAGACUCAGUAUUAAGAAAAAGGUAAAAGAUACCUACUCAUACCUAAUUGUUGAAUACAAGCUUAAUGACAUCACUGAAUUGAAUAGACUAACCUCAACAAGAUUUAUAUGCUCCACAGAAUUGAAACCAAUUUCAAGACAAUUCAAGCCAAAGUCAACCGCAUGA
This is a messenger RNA of Naegleria fowleri, 501 nucleotides long. RefSeq lists its product as uncharacterized. The record is from RefSeq and is a predicted model, not a curated record. Lineage: Eukaryota; Heterolobosea; Eutetramitea; Acrasida; Naegleriidae. Bases 1 to 501 code for a protein of 166 amino acids. The transcript has a single exon.